Arabis nemorensis is the source of this 1032-nucleotide messenger RNA. The record is from the annotation of a GenBank genome assembly. Lineage: Eukaryota; Viridiplantae; Streptophyta; Magnoliopsida; Brassicales; Brassicaceae.
AUGAAGUUGGCCGUGGUCUCAGUCGCCGUCCUACUCGUGAUUGUCGUGGCCUCUCCGGUAUCGGCGCGAGCCGGAGGAUACGGAGACGACGGGGAUGAUGACACUAGGUCAUGGUUUCCCUUGGACAAUCUAUUAUCGCUGAAGUAUUAUGAUAAGAUUUGUCCAAAUUUUGAGAAAAUCGUUGAUACCAAAGUGAAGGAAUGGACAAAGACUGACCCUUCCCUCGGACCGGCCCUCCUUCGCCUUAUCUUCCACGAUUGUGGCGUCACGGGAUGUGAUGCAUCGGUUCUUCUAGACCACGAAGGAUCAGAGAGAAGAUCUCCGGCGAGCAAAACCCUAAGAGGUUUCGAGCUAAUCGACGAUAUCAAGUCCGAGGUCGAGAAAUCUUGCCCCGGUUUAGUCUCUUGUGCUGACAUCCUAGCCGCAGCUAGCCGUGACGCGAUCUUCCAACUCAAAGGACCUUACUGGGCCAACGCCUACGGUCGUCGUGACUCCAAAACCUCUUACGCUAGAGACGUCGAGAAAGUCCCUUCAGGCCGCCGUGAUGUCACUGGACUUCUCGAGACGUUUCAGUCUUACGGUCUCAACGUUCUCGACCUAGUCGUCCUCUCCGGCGCUCAUACCAUCGGAAAAGCCUAUUGUGGAACCAUCCAGUCGAGGCUUUACAACUUUAACGGCAGCAAUGGAACUGAUCCGUCGAUCGACGCCAAAUACGCAGAUUACUUGCGGCGCAAGUGUCGUUGGGCCUCCCAAACCGUUGACCUAGACAGCAAAACUCCGGUUAUAUUCGAUAAUCAGUAUUACAUUAAUCUUAUGAAGCAUGAGGGUGUUUUGUCGACUGAUCAGGAGCUUCUUAAAGACUCAAGGACCGCUCCGCUUGUAGCGGCUUUAGCUUUGCAGCCAUCUGAGAUAUUCAGACAGCAGUUUGCUGUGUCCAUGAUGAAGCUGGUCAAUGUUGGUGUCCUCACUGGUGAAGAUCGUGACGGAGAGAUCAGAAAGGUUUGCAGCAAAUCUAACUCCGGAAUUUACUGA